CUCAAUAAAAUAUGUUCAUCAAGUGAUAUUGAUAAACGAAUUGAUGAUUUAGAAGACGAAAAAGUCAAAAUAGAAGAUAUUUAUAAAAAACUUUCAAAAUUUCUUCAUGCAAAUGGAAUAAUUUCAAUAAAUGAUGAUAUUUUACAGUAUUAUAAAGUUUUUCUAAAAGAAGAACAAUUGAAAAACAAAUUUGGUUGUCAAAAUAAUGAUGUUAUUGGAGGUUUUGAACAAAUGAUGCAAGAUUAUACAACAGAAAUGAAUUCAUUUAAAGACACAAUAAGAAAUGAAAAUGAUUCAUCAAAUAGCAAAGAUGUACUUGUAGCUGAAAAUAUAUUUAAUUUAGCUGGAACUCUUUAUCGAUUACCAAUUAAUGGAAAAAAGAUUCGUGAACAAGUCGAUUGUUUAAAAAUAAGUCAAAAUGAUAUUUCAUCAAAACGAGAAGUUUUUGUUGAACUACCCAUUAAAGCUAAUUCAUCAGCAAUGAUGCGUCAAUUCGAAAAUAUUAUUUCUAACAAAUGA
This is a messenger RNA of Rotaria sp. Silwood1, 519 nucleotides long. The record is from the annotation of a GenBank genome assembly. Lineage: Eukaryota; Metazoa; Rotifera; Eurotatoria; Philodinida; Philodinidae.